GAUGAUGGGGCGGGGCUAUCUGGCAUCAGAGCGAGUCUAAUUAGGGUUAAUGAUUGGAGGGUUACCGUAGUCUGUGAAAUGAUGACUCGGGAACUGGUGGGGUCGCUGCUGGCGGGUCUCUGGGCAAGUCAGUGUUCGGAGGGCUCUGUGAGGUGGGGGUGGGGGCGCCUGUGGGCUCAGUGACUGAUGAAGUUGUAGGAAAUCAGCGGUUUGAGAGAUCUGCCGAGACAGUGAUGGAGUGACGUCUGAGGCAGUCCCUGAGUUUGGAAUGCUGUGGGGGCUUUUGUGAUGUGUCAGGGAUUGAGCAGCUCUGUGAGACCGGCGAUUUGGGAUGCCUACAGGGGCUUGCGGAGUUGGGUGCCGCCGGUGAUGGUUACACACUGGGAUAUCACAGAGCGGCCGUGUUGGGAUUGGGAGUUCGCUGGCUGGGGGAAUCUGUGAGGUUCAGAGAUUGCGACCUGGACUUAGUGAUGGUGAUGUUUGUGGAAGUCUGGUUAGCAGUAUCUUCGGGAGCCAACAGUUAGUGUGGUAUUAGUGGGCACUGAGGGGUCCUGGGGGCCGGUGGAGGGGUAGCAGUUGGAGUGUGGAGAGGGGGUUCAAUGUGGAGGGGUCUCUGGGGAUGGUGGAUGCUUUGUAUGUUGUCUGGGGAGAAGAGGUGAUUGGCGACUUGUGUAGGUCAGGAAUGAGGUGGCGUCCAGGAGCCAUAACUGUGUUUUCAAAGAUGAGGCGAUUCAUAGCAUUAACGAUUAAAGGUCCUCUGUGAUUCUUUGACCAGGAGCCUGCGAGGGCAUUCCAGGGGUUGGUGAUGGAGGGUUCUGUAGGAAUCAGUGAAUGGAGGUCCGUGGAGAAUGGCGAUUGGGAACUUGUAGGGUUCUGUAACUGAGGGAAGCUUGCAAAAGUUAAUGACUGAGGAGUAUUUGGGGAUCUGUGAUUGGAAAUUUGUAGGAACAGACUGUAAGAUGAGUAGCUGUUUUAUGCCAGAAAGUGUUUUGAUUGCUAAGGAUAUACCAGGAAGCAGGGCCAGAGUCCCUCCCUCAAUAUCUUUAAAUUUUAGAAAUAGGAGAGAGCCAAAAAAAAAAAAAAAAAAAGUAAAUAAAUAAACAAAUAAAACAAUUCCCAGCACUAAUGAGCACUAUGGAGAAAGUAAAAGAAUGGGAUAAGGAGUGAUUGAGGGUAGGGAAGGAAAUUUAGCCAUGGGAAGUCUGAAUAGGAAAAUGACCGUUGAGGCAUAAAUAAUGACAAGGAGGUGAUCAUACAGAGAUCUGAAGAAAGUGUAUUCCAGGAAGCAGGAACGUCACCUGCAAAGGUCUAGAGGAAUGAUGCAUACAGCAGGAAGGGAGAAAUAGAGAGUACAAAAGAGAGAAAAGUAAUUGCAGAAUGAAGGCCUAGUCAAGACAGUUAAGGAUGGGAUCCAGAGCACCAAUGCAAACAGUUGCCUUAGUUGGGUAGAGAAUAGGCAUCGUGCCCAACAGUGAGUGGUCAAGGGAUCAGUAACAUUCAAAGAUGUGACCAUGGCCUUUACCCAGAAGGAAUGGGAGCAACUGGAUCCUGCCCAGAGGAAACUCUAUAAGGAUGUGAUGCUGGAGAACUACAGCAACCUGACCUCAAUGGGAUAUGAAGCUUCCAAACCAGACAUGAUCUCCAAGUUGGAGAAAGGAGAAGAGCUGUGGUUAGGAAAGGGGAGAAGACCCAGUCAGAGUCGUCUGAACAAAGUAGAAAGACCCAAGAAAAUGGGCGCUGAUGGAAAAGAAAUCCAGCAAGAUAAGGAUCAACUAGAGAAGAACCAGGAAUCCCAGAAUGAGCUCAUUAGAGAAGUUGCAUUCAAGAAGAAAACUCUGAUUAAGAAGAAAGGCAGUGAGUGUGGUUCAUUGGGAAAAAAAAAUAAAACAAGUACAAAACAUCUUCCUUCCAAAAAAAGGCUUCAUAAAGUUGGUUCACAUGGAAAAAAUCUGAAAGAGAAUUUAGACUUACCUGGUCAUAUAAUAAAAUGUACGAAAAAGAAACCGGAUGAGGCUAAAGAACACAGGAAAUCAUUCAGUGACCGCUCAUCUGAUACAAAGAAAAACAAAAAUCAGAUCAGAAAAAAACUUGAGAAAUUACCCAAUGACAGCCCAUCUGAAAAAUGUGACAAAGCUGAAAGUGGGAAGAAGCAUGAGAAAUUAUGCAAUCAAAGCUCAUCCCAUUCUAGGCGAGACAGAAUUCAUGCUGGAAAGAAACAUGCUACAUCAUCCAGCCAUGGUUCAUCUACUAAGCAUAGCAAAGCCAAGGCUGCCGCGAAACCCUAUGGAUGUAAUCAAUGUGGAAAGGUUCUGAGCCAUAAACAAGGACUCAUUGACCAUCAGAGAAUUCAUACUGGGGAGAAACCUUAUGAAUGUAAUGAAUGUGGCAUAGCCUUCAGCCAAAAAUCACACCUUGUUGUACAUCAGAGAACUCACACUGGAGAGAAACCCUAUGAGUGUACUCAGUGUGGCAAAGCCCAUGGUCAUAAGCAUGCACUCACUGACCAUCUAAGGAUUCACACUGGGGAAAAGCCCUACAAAUGUACUGAAUGUGGGAAAACCUUCAGACACAGUUCAAACCUCAUUCAACACGUGAGGUCUCAUACAGGUGAAAAGCCCUAUGAAUGUAAGGAAUGUGGAAAAUGCUUUAGGUAUAACUCGUCUCUUACUGAACACGUGAGAACUCACACAGGUGAAAUACCAUAUGAAUGUAGUGAGUGUGGAAAAGCCUUUAAGUAUAGUUCAUCCCUGACUAAACACAUGAGAAUUCAUACAGGUGAGAAACCCUUUGAAUGUACUGAAUGUGGAAAAGCAUUUAGCAAGAAGUCACACUUAGUCAUCCAUGAAAGGACUCACACUAAGGAGAAGCCCUACAAAUGUGAUGAAUGUGGAAAAGCCUUUGGACAUAGCUCAUCUCUUACUUACCAUACGAGAACACACACAGGUGAAAGUCCCUUUGAAUGUAACCAGUGUGGGAAAGCCUUUAAGCAAAUCGAAGGCCUUACUCAACAUCAGAGAGUUCAUACUGGGGAGAAACCCUAUGAAUGUACUGAGUGUGGGAAAGCCUUCAGCCAAAAGGCACACCUCAUUGUGCACCAGAGAACUCACACUGGGGAGAAACCCUUUGAGUGUAACGAAUGUGGAAAAGCCUUCAAUGCAAAGUCACAACUUGUUAUACAUCAGAGAUCUCAUACCGGAGAGAAACCCUACAAAUGCGAUGAAUGUGGGAAAGCCUUCAAACAAAAUGCAUCACUUACCAAACAUGUGAAAACUCAUUUGGAAGAGAAACCUCAUGAGUGACAUUAAUAUGAAAAAAAUUGUUGGAACCAACGGUUUUGUUUCAUCUUAAAAAUAUUCUGAAUGUAAGGAAUGUUGGAGAGUCUUUGAGAAGUCAUUUCUCAUGUUACAUGAGAGAAUUUGAAUGUGGAUAUUUACAUAGAAGCAAUGGGUGGAAAUACCAAACCUUUCAUAGAAAAUAUUGUUUUUAAAAUAAUCAUUUAAGUCAGUUACAUAUUGUAACUUGACAUGUAAAGCUUUAAAAUUGCAAAUAAGUUGAAUAAUGAGAGAAAUGAAGGAACAAGUUGCAUAUUCUGACAAUUCCUGAGUUGCUUAGAUGUUGUGUGCUUAAGUGCCACAUUUUAGAAUUGAGUUUGCAUUUCUGUUUAUUGCCUUGAAUAAAUGGCUGUGGCCAUUUGUGUAAGCCUCCUCUUUGAUAUUAUCACCCAGCUCUUUCUUAAUAUCUGUGUUACCUCCUGUAUGUCAGAACACAUUACAAAAGGGUUGUUAUUUAUGUAGAAAUACUGACAUAAAAUUGAAAGAAAAUAAGCAGAGCCGAGGAUACAAAUGUGUUGAUAGGGAAUGAUAUUCAAAGAUACAUUGUUAAGUGUUAAAAAGCAGAUUGCUGAAUUGUGUAUACAGUAUACUCCCAUUUGUGUACAAAAGGGUGUGUGUGUGUCUUUGUCUCUAUACUUCAAAAAGUUGGCGGAAAAUAGAAUUAAAAGAUAUGUUUAUUUUGGCACAAAGAUUUUUGAAAUCCAUGGUCCUCAUAUUCAAUUGCCAUUGAGGACAAGAGUACAGGAUGGGGUCUAAGAAUUCAAAAUAUCAUGUAUGUGCAUUAUCCUAACAAUAAAAAUAUUUUAAUAUGCAUAAA
This is a messenger RNA of Oryctolagus cuniculus (rabbit), 4149 nucleotides long. Lineage: Eukaryota; Metazoa; Chordata; Mammalia; Lagomorpha; Leporidae. The record is from RefSeq and is a predicted model, not a curated record.